AUGCGACCGCUGUUCCCGCAGCUGGGCUACCAGUACAUCAGGCCGCUGUACCCCGCCGAGCGCCCGGGCAGCGGCGGCUCCCGAGGCGGCGCGGAGCUGGCCCCGUCCGGGACCCUUUCCAACGUGCUCUCCUCCAUGUACGGUGCGCCCUACGCCGCCGCCGCCGCCGCUCAGGGCUACGGAGCCUUCCUGCCCUACGCCGCCGAACUGCCCAUCUUCCCGCAGCUGGGCGCGCAGUACGAGCUGAAGGAGAGCCCCGGGGUGCAGCACGCCGCUUUCCCGCACCACCACCCCGCUUUCUACCCCUACGGGCAGUACCAGUUCGGGGACCCGUCGCGGCCCAAGAACGCCACCCGGGAGAGCACCAGCACGCUGAAGGCCUGGCUGCAGGAGCACCGCAAGAACCCCUACCCCACCAAGGGCGAGAAGAUCAUGUUGGCCAUCAUCACCAAGAUGACCCUCACCCAGGUCUCCACCUGGUUCGCCAACGCGCGGCGGCGGCUCAAGAAGGAGAACAAGAUGACCUGGGCCCCCCGCAGCAGGACGGACGAGGAGGGCAACUCCUACGGCAGCGACCACGAGGGGGAAGAGGACAAGAGGGAGGACGAGGAGGAGAUCGACCUGGAGAACAUCGACACCGAGAACAUCGAGAGCGCCAAGGACGAGCUGGAGGACGAGCUGCAGGACGCGGACCUGCUGCACUCCGACUCCAAGACGGACUCGGAGGGCUCCGAGGGCUUCGAGGACCUGCCCGGCUCCGAGGAGCGCUACCUCGGCCCGGCCACCGCAGCCGCCGCGGAUCCGCUCCGCCUCCGCCACCACCACCUCCGUCACCACCGCCACCACCGUCGCCCGCCCUGCGAGCUGCCCUCCGCCGGCCCCGAGCCUCCGCCGCCCGCUCCUCCGCCUCCGCCGCCGCCGCACCUCUCGCCCCCCUCCUCCGCCUCCUCUUCGGCCGCCUCCUCCCCGACGGACGCCGCUUCGGCCGGCACCGUGCCGAAGCCCAAGAUCUGGUCGCUGGCCGAAACGGCCACCAGCCCGGACAACCCCCGCAAGUCUCCCGGCUCCCCGCCGGCGGCCGCCCCCCAGCCGCUUCCUCUGCCCCCCCCGCCGCCCCACAGACUCGUCUCCUCCUGCCCGCUGGGCAAGUUCCCCAACUGGACCAACCGCGCCUUCCCGGCCGCCUCCCCGCACCACCACGCGGCCCCGCACCCGCUGGCCUUACUGAACACUCCGCACCUGCUGGGGCUGGGGGCCGCCCCCGCCGCCGCCGCCGCCGCCGCCUUCCCUCGGCCCGCGGAGCAGGCGCCGAGCGCGGAGCCCCCCGGAGCAGGAGCAGAUCGAUCUAGUGCCUUGGAAGUAGAGAAAAAGUUAAUAAAGACAGCUUUCCAGCCAGUGCAGAGGCGGCCCCAGAACCAGCUCGAUGCCGCCAUGGUUCUAUCGGCGCUGUCAUCGUCUUAGUUCUUUUUUUUUUUCUUUUUUUUUUUUUUUUUAAAUCGUUGUUGUAAUGAUUGUAAAAAGAAAAUCUCUGUAUAGUUACGACGUUACGCAUGUCCGUAUGGGGAAACUAAAAAGGAAAAUGAAAAAAAAAACACAAAAAACAAACAAAACCGAAUAAUAAUAAUAAUAAUAAUACAGCCCCGCUUCUGUGCUCCCCCGGGUACCGGGCCGUGCGGUUGGUUGGUGGAAGUCCCGUGAGCGUCCGUUCGGUGUCUCGGUCUUUCUUUUUUUAUUUUUUUCCCGGUUGUUUGUUUGGUUUUGUACAUACCGUCAAACCUGUACAUAAGUGUGAACCAAAUUGUACGAGAAAGUAUCUAUUUUUGGCUAAUAAAGACACGGUUGCCACUUUUUGCCUACA
Coturnix japonica (Japanese quail) is the source of this 1858-nucleotide messenger RNA. RefSeq names its product iroquois homeobox 3 (gene IRX3). NCBI's taxonomy places the organism in Eukaryota, Metazoa, Chordata, Aves, Galliformes, Phasianidae. Gene Ontology annotation, cellular component: nucleus. Gene Ontology annotation, biological process: regulation of transcription by RNA polymerase II; neuron differentiation; cell development. The record is from RefSeq and is a predicted model, not a curated record. Gene Ontology annotation, molecular function: DNA-binding transcription factor activity, RNA polymerase II-specific; RNA polymerase II cis-regulatory region sequence-specific DNA binding.